AUGGCAGAGGCACCAGGAUCGUUAAGGGAUGGCGAAAUAGCCAGAGCUGGAAGCUGCAACUUCAUCCCGAGUGGGAACGACAUCGAAACGUGGAAGAGACAGCGCAAAGCGACACGUAAGCAAGUAACUACAACCUGUCGUCAAAUUGAUUCGCUGAUUAUUUCACACGGAUCACGAGGCUCCAUCAUGGGACUGAUCGAUCACCUAGGGUUGUUGUCGAGCACGACGACUCGUCUACACACAGACCUACUGAACGCGGAGACCGAUAAAACAGAAAAUGAGAGACAAGACGCGAUCCACCUACGCUACAUUCAGCAAAUAGGCGAAACUCGGGAAUCAGCCCGACAGUAUUUGGAAUCAAGAGCCAAUGAACCGCCUUCAGAAAUUCGCGUAAUCGCGGCGCAACCCGUUUACUCGUUAGCCCCGUCGUUAAUUGGCGAACGACCCGAGGUAGCAGGAGCAGCAGAGCUCGCAGUCGCCCAACAGAGAGCCCAUGAAGCCCGAAUGCAAGCAGAUGCCGCACGUGCAGCAGCGGAGGAGGCAGAAAGAGAUCUGCAGCGAUUAAGCAUCGACGAUCGAGAAAGCUUUAGUUCCGCCCACUACUACAACCCGAUCGCAACACGAAACGUCGCCGACUGGCUCCUCCAUCCCCGAACAAAAUUCGCGCAACCUCCAGCAACUAACGUAGAAGCACCAGACGACUGGAUAGACGCGUACUGUUCCGGUACACUGCCACCGACGGCCAGUCAACGAAAGUUUCGCUCAACAGUAGCGGUAGAAUUAGACGUUUUCCAUGGUAAAUCUCUUGAAUGGUUCACAUGGAUCGACUUAUUCCGUGCGCUAGUGCACGAUACGGCGAAUACGCCCGGCGAGAAGUUAGCGGUGCUAAAACGGUACCUGCGGGGCAACUGCCUGGAUGUGAUCUACGGCUUGGGCGGCGGGGAACCAGCUUACAUGGAAGCACUUACACGUUUGAAGCAAACUUGCGGUAGGCGAGACGUCAUGCGAGCCGCUCAUCUUCAAGCCCUGGACCAGUUGGAGAUCAAGCAAGACCCGGCAACCUUCAAACGAUUCGCAGAAAAGGUUCGAACCCACCUUUUCGACCUUAGUAGAAUCGGCGAAACGUCGUCAGCUGACCAGAUAGAAAGAGUCUGCCAGAGACUUAGCCUACACGAUCGUCUCGCCUGGAACGAGGGGAGACGAGGACAAAUAGAACAUCGGAGCUUGAAUGCCUUUGGCUCCUGGCUCUGUAAUCGUGCAUCCGCCUACCAAAAUGCUUACACCCUGGCCGCUGAACAACACGGUACUUCGAAUACGAAUGGACGUUUUCGUCAAGCACGGACUCACCAAAGCUCGUCACGUCCAUCAGAGGAAGAAACACCCAAGAAACCCAGUUGGGCCUAUUGCUUGAAAUGUGGAAAGGAGCACCGAUUAGCAGACUGUGAAGACUUCAAGGCAAUGGCCGUUGGGGAGCGUGUCACGUUCUGUAUGAGGCAUCGCCUAUGUUUCAGCUGUUUUGGAACGAAACAUUCCGCGAGCAACUGUACCACCAAGAGAGCUUGCAGACAUCAAGAUUGUCCAUAUUCGCACCACCCAUUGCUGCACGACUCCAUCAAGGUUUCGACGAAUAAGGCACGCUCUACCACCGCGCGGAUGAAUCGACAACGGGUGGCCUUAGGCAUGAUGCGGUUGAAGAUCCAGGCGGCGGAUGGAACUUGGCAAGAAGCCAACGUCUUCGUCGAUGAGGGUAGUGAUUCCACGCUCAUGAGAAGUGCUUUCGCCACUUCCCUCAAGAUUCAGGGUACCCCUCAAAUUCUUGAAAUUGAUGGGGCCGGAGGCGUAGUAAACCAGUACAGAUCCAGACGCAUCCAGUUCCAACUACGCACAGAGACGGACGAAAUCGUCACUUUAGAAAGUUCCACCAUGAAGGUGGUGGCCAGCCCAACGCCAGUCACCGAUUGGAAUCGGAUGAAGAAAGAAUGGGCCCACCUUAGAGAUUUACCUACCGGAGAAGUCGGGGGAAGGGUAGACCUUUUAAUCGGUACUGACCACAUCCACCUGCUAGGAGUUAAAGAAACUAGAGAAGGCAAAGACUACGAACCAAUUGCCUCUCGGACAAGGCUCGGCUGGAUCAUCCGGGGAGUUACCAACAAACACACAACCGUCACAGCAGUUCGUGCCUGCACCAUUUCCGGUCGCAUUUCCCUAGAAGACGUCGCGGUAGAGAUGCGUCGCUUUUGCGAUUCGGAAAACUUCGGUACAGAAUUCCAAGCGAGAUGCCUCUCCCCAGAUGACAACAGAGCUCUGUCAAUCGUGAAGGAAAGAAUCCGUAAGCUCGAUACUGGUUAUGAAGUGCCGAUCAUCUGGAGAGAAGGAGAACCGAAUCUCCACAACAAUCGUCUGUUAGCCGAAAACCGGCUUAAGAGUUUGUUGAGAAGAUUCGACCGAAACCCGAAAUUUGAAGAAGAUUACCGGAGGGCGAUGCAAAAGACAUUCGACCAAGGAUACGCCUCCCGGCUUUCGGACCCGGCCUCUGCCAAAUACUUCCUUGCACACCACGGGGUGUACAAAGGGUCGAAACUACGAGUCGUAUUCGACGCUGCCGCUCCCUUUAGAGGGAAAUCACUGAAUGAUGCUAUUUUAAGUGGGCCGGCCCUGCAACCAGCGUUGGCAGCCGUCAUCAGCCGAUUUCGGCAGGAAGAAGUCGCAUGGGCUUCCGAUAUUGAAGCCAUGUUCAGCAGGUUCCGCUUGGCGUCCAGUGACGCUGACUAUUUCUGUUUCCUAUGGCGAGACAAGGAAACAGACGAACCGACAGUUUGUAGGAUGAACCGUUUACCCUUUGGAGCAAGCUGUUCGCCGUUUGUUGCCAUCUACGCGGUCCGUCAAAUCGUCAAGGAUGCCGGGGUAGCAGAACAUAUUGUCACCGCUGUCCAAGAACGGAUGUAUGUAGACGACUACUUAAGCUCAGCUCCAUCCGUCGUAGAAGCCCUGAGUGAAGCCACCGCUGUCAAGGCAGCACUAGCGAACGCCGAUCUCAACUUGCAACGGUGGAUCUCUAACUCGCGCGAAUUCGUGUUAAGAAUAACAACCGAAGUCCCCAUGGAUCAACCGUCAUCGCACCCGUUGUCCGGAGAUGCGGAGGAAAAGGUGCUCGGCGUCGUUUGGAACACCCAUUUGGAUACACUCGGGUUUAAGGUCGCAAACUUCCCCGACACCGAGUUUACUCGUAUGGCCUUAGUCAGCAACGUAGCUAGCGUUUUCGACCCUCUGGGAACUGCCUCUCCACUUAUCGUGAGAGCCAAGAUCCGCCUACGAGAACUAGGCCUAAAGGGUUUGAGUUGGACGGAUGCUGUAGCCGAAGACGACCAGACAUGGUGGAACAAGUGGUUCGUUCCAUCCAUCUCUCUGAAGAUGAAUGGCCCGUUGAUCUACCAUGGAUGGUCAGUACGGAAGAAAUUCGGAUGA
This is a messenger RNA of Daphnia magna, 3465 nucleotides long. RefSeq lists its product as uncharacterized. Gene Ontology annotation, molecular function: aspartic-type endopeptidase activity. The transcript has a single exon. Lineage: Eukaryota; Metazoa; Arthropoda; Branchiopoda; Diplostraca; Daphniidae. The coding region runs from base 1 to 3465 and encodes 1154 amino acids. The record is from RefSeq and is a predicted model, not a curated record. Gene Ontology annotation, biological process: proteolysis.